AUGGUUACCCCAAACAUAUUCUCUAUUGAACUUCAUCACGGAGGGAGUUUCACAAUGUUUCCAAAUAUCAGGUAUAUUAAUGGCCAAGUAAGGUGCUUUGAUGUUGUCGACAUUGAUGAAUUUUCUGUUCAUGAACUAGACUUGAUGAUGAGAGAAUUAGGGUAUGAUGGUACUGAAAUCAUGUAUUACCAUUUCCGUUUUCCUAAUGAAGGAUUUGACUUUGGACUCCGAGCAUUAGGUAACGAUGAUGAUGUGCGUAAUCUCUCACGGUAUGUUACCCAUAAUAACAAAAUGAUUAAAGUGUACACAGAGCAUGGUCAAACGAACUUGCUUACAUAUGUUAUGUCCCCAACUGGUCCAAGAAGGGUUAUAAUAGAAGACAUGGAUAAUCAGGGUCCUCUUAGACCAUCAUCACCUGUAGUUGCUCAUGAAGUGGUAACUCCAAUCCAAAUUGAUGUUGGUGAGGGUGAUUUAGGGUUAGCAUUAACCUUAUACAAAUCAGCAACACCUGAAUUUAGUAGGUCUAAAGGUAAGGGUGUACAAGGAUUUGCAGAUGAAUUUGUUGUAGUUGAUGCAGAAAAAGAGUUAAACAAACAGAUUGAUAUGAAUGAAGAACUUGACAUGAAAAAAUCCAAUGGUGAGGGUGUAGAAGGAUUUGCAGAUGAGGGGUACAGAGUUGUCAGGGAUAAUGAUCCUCAAGGAGUCAAUGAAUUUUCAACUAACUUCAACAUAGAUGAUGAGUUAAUGACAAACUUUCAACCUUUCGAAGGGUUUGAAGACCAAGAUAGCAUCCCAUUUAAUGGGUUUGAAGGCCAAGAUAAUAUUCCUUUCAAUGAUGAGUGGAGACAAGAGGAGCCUGAUGACAUUGAGCUUGAGAAUCAAAACAGUGAAGAUGAAGAUAGCGACUUUAUGAUUGAUGAGGACAACACAAUUGAAGAUGUUGAGGUUGACAUGGAGGAUUUCAAUCUAAAUAUUGAUACAGAAGCAGAGUUCAAUGGAUGUCCAAAUUUGGGUGGUCAAAGAAAUGAAGAUAGUGAUGAACAAGAGGAUUUGGAGGUAAUUGAUAAUGACAAGUGGGAUUCACUAAGUGAUGACUCAGGGGACAACAGGAAAAGAAGAGAAAUGAUCAAAGAGCUGGGGAAACAAACCUUAUAUUCUGCUGGUGAGGUGCACAAGGUAGCUUUUCAUAUUAGGCAGAAAUAUAAAGCCAAGAAAGAAUUGAAAGAUAAAAUUGAUAUGCAUGCUUUAGAGACACGGAGGAAUAUCUCAUUCACAAAAAACGACAAGAGUAGAUUAACAGCUGUUUGUGAUGGAACUGUAGUUUUAAAUGCAAGUGGGGUAGGUGGACCUACCUCUGGGAAAAAGAUUGAAGCUAAUCCUGGACUGCAUGUUCGUGCCUUAAAAGAGCAACUCCAAUCAACUUAUGGAGUCAGUAUUUCAGAAGAGAAAGCAUUUAGGGCAAAAGCAUUAGCCACCAAAAAUGUUGCAGGGGAUUACUGUCUUGCAGAAGAUCUUGACUUGUAUUCAAAUUCCAACUUCACCUUUAUCAGUGAUGGACAGAAGGGUCUUCUACUAGCCAUAGAACAAUUGUUCCCUAAUGCAGAACAUAGGUUCUGUAUUAGACACAUAUACCAAAACAUGAGGAUCAGAUUUAAGACUACAGAGUACAAGGAGUAUUUUUUGAGGUGUGCUUCAGCCACCACCAUACCAGAGUUUGAAGUUGUAAUGGUAGAGCUAAGGAAUUAUGAGAUAGAAGCAUAUCAGUGGCUCUUGAAAAUCCCUCCACAUCAUUGGGCUAGAAGUCAUUUUUCAGGAAGGGAAAUUUUAGACAUGUUAUUGAAUAACCUUUGUGAAGUGUUCAAUAGCAAACUUGUUCAAGGGAGAGACAAACCCAUUAUCAGUUGUUUGGAGUUCAUCAGAGAUUACCUUAUGAAGAGAGUAUGCAAUGUGAUGAAGGUGUUAAACAAGUGUCAAGGUCCAUUAACUCCAACUAGUACUAGGAUUUUGGAAGCAAACACAACACUAGUUAGUAAGUAUCAUGCACAAUGGAACGGGGGACAAAAGUAUCAGGUUAAAAGUCCAUGGAAUGAUCAACAUGUGGUGGACAUGGAAAAAAUGGAGUGUAGUUGCAGAAAGUGGGAGUUUACUGGAAUUCCUUGCAAGCAUGCAAUUGCAAGCCUAAAUGAAAUGGCAGACAAUAAUGAAAAGGUGGGAGAACUCUACACCUAUGUGCAUAAGGUGUAUUGGCUUGAUAGAUGGAAAGAGAUGUACUCCUUCAAGGUGGAGCCUAUCAAAGGUAGAGCCAUGUGGCCUAAGAGUGACUGCCCAACAACUCUUGUGCCUCCACCACACAAAAAAGCUAUAGGCAGGCCAAAAAAGAAAAGAAGGAUUACAAUAGAGGAAAGGAUUGAAAUCCAACAACGUAAGAGGCAAGCAAACCGUCAAAGUCAAAAUGAUAAUGAAACUCAAUCACUGAGCAUGAAGUUUUUUACUGUGACAUGUAGUAAGUGUAAGCAAAAGGGUCACAAUGCUAGGACCUGCAAGGCCAACGAUGGGAAUUGAUGUUUAAGUACUUUUUAUGUUUGUGAAGACUUGUUAAUGCACUUUAGUUGGUACUUUAUUGCCUUUUUUUUGGUUCCAUUUUGAUAAUAUACUUUGAGGCCCU
Messenger RNA from Lactuca saligna, 2665 nucleotides. The record is from the annotation of a GenBank genome assembly. Lineage: Eukaryota; Viridiplantae; Streptophyta; Magnoliopsida; Asterales; Asteraceae.